UUGAAUAUGGCAUUACUUCGAACUGAUAUCAAUAUUGACCAACCAAGAUGGGAUCAAAGUACUUAUAUUGGACGUGCUAAACAUUUUUUUGCCGUUACAAAUCCAUUGAAUAUACUUUGUUCAAAUCGUGAAUUAGAAGAAGCCAAAGGAAUUCUCUAUAAAUAUCGUAAAGGUGAAAUAAUCAAUGGAUUAACUGAGGAAAAAUUAUGGCGUUAUAAACAUAUCUAUGAUUCGGCAUUUCAUCCGGAUACUGGUGAAAAAAUGACUGUUAUUGGUCGAAUGUCUGCACAGGUUCCAAUGAAUAUGGCCAUUACUGGAUGCAUGAUGACCUAUUACAAAACACCAGCACAGACCAUUUUCUGGCAAUGGUUUAAUCAAUCGUUCAAUGCAAUUGUCAACUAUACGAAUCGUAGUGGUGAUAGUCCAAUUCCAGUCUCGCAAUUGGUUAAAUCAUAUUGUUUUGCCACAUCCGGUGCUCUAGUCACGGCUUUAUCGCUAAACAGUUUGGCUAAACGUUUCCCACCCUUAUUGGGCCGUUUUGUUCCAUUUACUGCUGUUGCUGCUGCCAAUUGUGUUAACAUUCCAAUGAUGCGAUCAAGUGAAUUGACAAACGGCAUUGCAAUUGAAGAUGAAAAUGGCAAUAAAAUUGGAUAUUCAAAAACGAUGGCCAAAGAGGCAAUUUCACAGGUGGUUUUAUCUCGAAUAAUGAUGGCUGCACCUGGAAUGGUUAUUCCACCGAUUGUUAUGAAUCAGUUAGAAAAACGUGGUGUUCUUCGUCGAAUGCCAUGGAUUUCAGCACCAGCACAAGUUUUAAUGUGUGGUUUAUGCUUAACAUUUGCUACACCAUUAUGUUGUGCAUUGUUUCCACAGAAAAAAUCCGUACCAAUUGAACGAUUGGAAGAUGAUAUCCAAGAACAUGUUCGUAAGACCAAUAAUCCCUGCAAAAUAGCUUAUUAUAACAAAGGAUUAUGAGAUAUUAUUAUUAUUAUUAU
This is a messenger RNA of Dermatophagoides farinae (American house dust mite), 992 nucleotides long. It is a transcript of the gene Sfxn1-3, whose product is annotated as Sideroflexin-1-3. Gene Ontology annotation, cellular component: mitochondrial inner membrane. Gene Ontology annotation, biological process: monoatomic ion transport; serine import into mitochondrion. Gene Ontology annotation, molecular function: monoatomic ion transmembrane transporter activity. Lineage: Eukaryota; Metazoa; Arthropoda; Arachnida; Sarcoptiformes; Pyroglyphidae. The record is from RefSeq and is a predicted model, not a curated record.